AUGCAGGAUGAGCUCGAUGAGCAGGUGGGUGACCGCAUGCCCGAGUUCGAGGACAUACCGAACCUCCCGACGGUGCGUGCAGUUAUUAAGGAGGUGCUGCGGUGGCGCCCUGUCACAGCAGGUGGGUUUCCUCACCAGCUGACCAAGGACGACGAGUACGAGGGGUUUAUCUUCAAGAAGGGGACUAUAUUCCAUCCUAACCAAUGGGCAAUCCACGGAGACCCGACAUUGUACCCUGGCCCAAACAACUUCAGGCCAGACAGAUGGCUGGAUCCACAGUUCCCAACUACCUACAAAGAACCGCUAUCCAAGUUCCCCAACCUGCAGAACUAUAGCUGUUUUGGAUUCGGGCGGCGUAUCUGCCCAGGCCAAAACAUUGCCGAGCGGUCCCUGCAUAUCCUGACGGCUCGGGUUGCCUGCUCUGGCAGCAUCAUCAAGAAGAGGAACGUGAACGGGAUGGAGCUGCCAUUACCGCUCUAUGACUACACUAAAGGGUUCAAUAUCCAACCGGAACACUUUGACUUUGACAUAAUUCCGCGGCCGCAGGCGAGACUUGCAGCCAUUAGGGAAUCUCUAAGGGAAGCAAAGUCUAAGUGGCCAGCAUAG
Molecule: messenger RNA, 606 nt
Organism: Fusarium verticillioides 7600
Lineage: Eukaryota; Fungi; Ascomycota; Sordariomycetes; Hypocreales; Nectriaceae
Exons: 2
Coding region: 1-606 (201 amino acids)
Molecular function (GO): iron ion binding; monooxygenase activity; heme binding
Source: RefSeq, a predicted model, not a curated record